Messenger RNA from Aspergillus pseudotamarii, 1034 nucleotides. Its product is annotated as putative quinol monooxygenase. The coding region runs from base 378 to 704 and encodes 108 amino acids. The record is from RefSeq and is a predicted model, not a curated record. The transcript is spliced from 3 exons. Lineage: Eukaryota; Fungi; Ascomycota; Eurotiomycetes; Eurotiales; Aspergillaceae.
CGAUGCCUGAGGCCACAACUUUGAGUGACUUGAGAUAAGAUCGUUGACAAUCAAGAAUGACAUCAGUUGAAAGCACAUCACUAGACAUCUACACUGGUUGAGUCAAACUAUGCCCUCCGCUUGUUCUUAUCCUUUCACCUUCGGAGACUUUUGUUGAGAGCAGUGGAUCUACGAUUAAUAAUCUGCCCUUUAAACCCAACCAUUUAUCAGCAACAAUUUCAUCAUUCUCGGCAUACCGAGGUACUAGCGAGGUAUUUAGGUCAAGAUCUAGGGAUAGACUCAAAAGUCCCUCUUAUCAACUUAGUCCACCUUCCUACUUCAAAAAUAUACCUAUUUCCCCCCGCCCAUCAUUCCUCGUCACGGUUUCAACGAAUAAAAUGGCGUCCGCGGUCAUCAACCAGAUUGCUAUCCUUACCCCUAAGGAGGGGAAGUUUGACGAACUCGCCGCUGAACUGGCCAACAUCACCCGGAACGUGCAAGAACACGAGCCCGAGACGCUGGUGUAUUAUGCUUAUGCCGAUGCCAAGAAGGAAGAGAUCAUUGUCGUUGAGAGAUAUGUGAACCAGGCUGCCUUGGACAAGCACCGGGCUGCACCUUACUUCCAGGAUCUCAUCAAGAAGGCCCCUGAGCUGCUAGGCAAACCCUUGGAACUCAAGGUUGGCAAUGAGUUGCUCCAGGAAUCUGCACAAGUUGUCCGAGUGUAGGAUAUGAGCUCGUCUGUUCUUUAUAUAGUUUGAUGACAUAAGUACAUGACUUCUUUGGGUUGAGUGUCUUCUCUAUAAGCAUCAGGCUCGAUGUAUCUCUGCACCAGUCGAAAAGCUCUUUUAAAGAGGCUGGGUUCAUUGCAAUGUAGAUACCGAGCGGGGUUGUUCCCUUAAAUAGAGUUCUUUUUAACUUUUUGCCCAUACCAACAGUCUCCUGCACGAUGUCUAUGUCGCGCAUGCACUGUCUUAAUUCUAUACCACGUCAACAACUUGGCUUAAAUCUAUUAUAAGAAAUUUCAAGUUGAUUCGUCUUUCGCAUGCCAAGUAAAC